AUGAUCCCUCUGCGGCCCUCCUUGCUGAGGCCUCGAGAGGCGCUUAUAUGCUCACAAUGUCUUGUUCGGACCCGUCCCUCCCAGCAUUCCGCUAUUCGGGGCUUCCUAUCGUCAUCGAAACGACGAACGGGGAUCGCGGAUGACCAGAGUGCUUCCGCACUUCACAAGUCAUACUUCUCGGCCAAUCGGAUUUUUGACAGAUCAAGCACUAGAGGGGGACUGUUAUCUUCACUUGCCUCGAACAAUGCCUCAAAAUCGACAUCCGAUUCGCCCAACGACGCUUCCGCAACCCCGGCCGAUGCUUCAACAGCUUCGUCCGAGACAAUCGCGACAGCAGCAAGUUCAGAAGAAUUACCGCACCGGCGCAGGAAGCGUUUGAAGGAAGAAAGCAACGGAACUGGACAACCCGAGCCCACAAUUCCUCUGGAUGCCUCGGCGCAACUGUCAAACUUCUCGUCUGCACUCCCCACCACCUCCAUCCGCCGCAAAUUGGCUGCAUAUCUCGCCCUGACAAAACCCCGAUUGUCUUUCCUGAUCGUCCUCACAACCACAUCCGCAUACGGAAUGUACCCGAUUUCGUCUUUGCUCACACUCGACCCGGCCAUGACUCCACUCCCUACACUUUCGACCUCGACCUUGACCCUUAUAUACCUGACUGCAGGCACAUUUUUGUCAUGUUGCAGUGCGAACACACUGAACAUGAUGUUUGAACCGAAAUACGAUGCGCUCAUGUCCCGCACCCGCAACCGUCCGUUGGUUCGUGGCCUUGUCUCCAACCGGGGAGCUCUCUUGUUCGCCGUUGGCACUGCUGUUACGGGUCUCUCCCUCCUUUAUAUUGGUACCAACCCGACGACCACCGCUCUGUCUGCCGCGAAUAUCUUUUUGUACGCGUUCGUCUACACGCCAUUGAAGCGAGUUCAUGUGAUUAACACCUGGGUUGGCGCGAUCGUUGGCGGUAUCCCACCGCUGAUGGGCUGGAUCGCUGCGGCUGGCUUGACUGCCACAAUUGGUCAUGACACCUGGCGCGACAUGCUUUUCAGCGAGGAGAGUAUUGGUGGAUGGUUGCUCGGUGGAAUCUUGUUUGCCUGGCAAUUUCCCCACUUCAAUGCUCUGUCUCACAUCAUCCGUGAUGAGUACAAGGCCGCCGGCUAUCGGAUGAUGGCGUGGGUGAACCCAGCACGUAACGCUAGAGUCUCUCUGCGCUACUCUCUUUUGAUGUUCCCCAUCUCCAUUGGCCUCUGGUGGUACGAUGUGGUCGGCUCCGGAUUCUUAGUGAGCAGCACCAUCGCCAACGGUUGGCUGGUACGCGAAGCGUACCGUUUCUGGCAACACCAAGGUGCUAAUGGCACCGCUCGUGGGCUAUUCUGGGCCAGUAUCUGGCAGCUUCCUGCGUUGCUUGUCGGUGGUCUAGUGACCAAGAAGGGUCUCUGGGACGGCGUGUGGAGGAAUAUCUUUGGACACCCUGACGAAGAUGACGAAGAAUACAUCUACUAUGAGGAUGAGGAGGAAGCCGAAGGUAACAACUCUGAGAAUCGAGAUUCGACGUCCCGGCUGUCAUCGAAGCAAACAAAACCCAGUACUUUAUCUACGGUAUGA
This is a messenger RNA of Penicillium nucicola, 1596 nucleotides long. It is a transcript of the gene cox10, whose product is annotated as protoheme IX farnesyltransferase. Gene Ontology annotation, molecular function: protoheme IX farnesyltransferase activity. The transcript has a single exon. Gene Ontology annotation, biological process: heme biosynthetic process. The coding region runs from base 1 to 1596 and encodes 531 amino acids. NCBI's taxonomy places the organism in Eukaryota, Fungi, Ascomycota, Eurotiomycetes, Eurotiales, Aspergillaceae. The record is from RefSeq and is a predicted model, not a curated record. Gene Ontology annotation, cellular component: mitochondrial membrane; mitochondrion.